AUGCCAUCGCUGCGCCCCUUCCAGGAAGUGUGGGCACUCGCACUGCUACUGGCUUUUGACCACGCUCAGAGCAAACAAAUCAACUCCUUUGCGGGCCCAUUCAUCGCCUACGGCUAUCGGGCUGACCACUGUCCGUCAGAAAUUGUGUCGUUUUCCCUCCGGGUGACCCACUUCAACCCUCAACGACCAUACGACCCACAGUUCUUAUCCGGAGAGUUGACAUUUCAAGAAGAUUAUGGGGACUAUUACAUGACAAGUUUCACCUUAGACAAGCGAUCUAACAACCAAUGGAAAGACAACUUUUUCAUCCUCAAGUUCCCCAACGUGGGAUGCUCCGUGAUGCGCAACCAAAUUCCCGACCUGUUCCGCAUCUUCGCCAAACAUAGUGGCAGGGGCGGACUGGCCCGGGAGUUCCGGUUUGCACCAUUCGACGGCAAAAAUGCUACAGAAUAA
Thrips palmi is the source of this 453-nucleotide messenger RNA. RefSeq lists its product as uncharacterized. The transcript is spliced from 4 exons. Bases 1 to 453 code for a protein of 150 amino acids. Lineage: Eukaryota; Metazoa; Arthropoda; Insecta; Thysanoptera; Thripidae. The record is from RefSeq and is a predicted model, not a curated record.